Messenger RNA from Saccostrea cuccullata (small rock oyster), 1440 nucleotides. RefSeq names its product actin, cytoplasmic. Lineage: Eukaryota; Metazoa; Mollusca; Bivalvia; Ostreida; Ostreidae. The record is from RefSeq and is a predicted model, not a curated record. The transcript is spliced from 2 exons. Bases 120 to 1250 code for a protein of 376 amino acids.
UUGACUUUAAAUCUACCUCGCAGUAUUUAAACAACCUUAACAAGCGACUUCCUCUGUGUGAACAAAACUACCUCUCAGGUUGCAAUACGUGUAGAGAAAGCUUUUUCAGCAUCUGAAAUAUGGGUGACGAAGAUGUUGCAGCGUUAGUUAUUGACAAUGGAUCUGGAAUGUGUAAAGCUGGAUUUGCCGGAGACGAUGCUCCCAGGGCUGUGUUUCCCUCCAUCGUGGGACGCCCUCGGCAUCAGGGGGUUAUGGUCGGCAUGGGACAGAAGGACAGCUAUGUAGGAGACGAGGCCCAGAGUAAGAGAGGUAUCCUCACCCUCAAAUACCCCAUUGAACACGGUAUCGUCACAAACUGGGACGACAUGGAGAAGAUCUGGCAUCACACCUUCUACAAUGAACUUCGUGUGGCCCCAGAGGAACACCCCGUCCUUUUAACUGAAGCCCCACUCAACCCAAAGGCCAACAGAGAAAAGAUGACGCAGAUAAUGUUUGAAACCUUUAAUUCUCCUGCCAUGUACGUUGCUAUCCAGGCUGUUCUCUCCCUGUAUGCUUCUGGUCGUACAACUGGAAUUGUGCUCGACUCUGGAGACGGUGUCUCCCACACAGUACCUAUUUAUGAAGGUUACGCCCUUCCCCACGCCAUUAUAAGAUUGGAUCUUGCUGGGCGUGAUCUGACCGAUUAUCUCAUGAAAAUCCUAACAGAACGUGGUUACUCUUUCACAACCACAGCCGAAAGAGAAAUCGUAAGAGACAUUAAAGAGAAAUUGUGCUAUGUUGCUUUGGACUUUGAACAGGAAAUGCAAACAGCUGCGUCAUCAUCAUCUUUGGAAAAGAGUUACGAACUUCCCGACGGCCAGGUCAUCACGAUUGGAAAUGAGCGAUUCAGGUGCCCUGAAGCCAUGUUCCAACCUUCUUUCCUUGGAAUGGAAGCUGCUGGUCUUCAUGAAACGACAUACAACAGCAUCAUGAAAUGUGAUGUUGAUAUCCGUAAGGACUUGUACGCAAAUACAGUGUUAUCUGGUGGAUCAACAAUGUACCCAGGUAUUGCUGACCGCAUGCAAAAAGAAAUAACAUCAUUAGCUCCACCAACAAUGAAGAUAAAGAUCAUUGCUCCACCAGAGAGGAAAUACUCCGUCUGGAUCGGUGGUUCUAUCCUUGCUUCCCUCUCCACUUUCCAACAGAUGUGGAUCAGUAAGCAGGAAUAUGACGAAUCCGGCCCUUCUAUUGUUCAUAGAAAAUGCUUUUAAUAUUUUGUUAUAUUCUAACAAUGUUUUACUUGCUCAUUAUAUUUUGCAAAUAAAGAACAUACAGUAUAUACAAUGUUUCAUUUUUUUAUAAAAUUUAUAUAAAUAACCGGUAUAUGUUUUAUUUUAUCCUUCCCAUAUACUUAUGCAGCUUGUUACUGAUAUACGUUAAUAAAAAUACUAAAUCAAGAAA